UGGGACCCCGAGAUGCAGAGAAAGAGGAAUCUGAGGCUGUUUUCUUGGAGGUGGAGAGAUAGGAUAUUAGCUUUAAAACCUGACAAGGUGCUCCCUGGGGCCAGCGCGGUCACUUUCUAGUCUGUGAGCUCAGCCAGAUGCCUUCACUACAAAGUUGCAGUUGUUUAACUGACAGGAUUAAUGAGAAAAUUCUUGGAGAAAACAGGCAGAAGAGCGCCUCUCCCUUGGCUGUUAAAAUCACCAGAUGGCGGGUGCUGUUGCCAUGCCUGGCAUGGGUGACACCAGGAAGGCUCCUGACCCCUUCCCAAGCCCUCCACCCGGCCUCCCCCUCUCCAGAGUCCCUCCUCCGCCAGGGCUUCCCUGGGCUGGAGGAGGAGGCCGGCUCUCGGGAGGGGGUGGGGCCUUAUUCCAGCCUGGCCAGGCAGGCUCCGCAGAGGCCAACGAGCUGGGCUUGCACCUUCCCACUGCCCGCUUCCAGCCCAGGCCUCUGUACCACCCCAAGCGCUCCCUUUCUGAAGCAGUCAUGUCUGUGACAAAGAAAGCCAGGGCUCGCCAGGAAGCCGCCACCCUCACACUGGACCUCAUGCCGUCUCCCCAAAGUACCAAGAAGCUGCAGGACCAGGAGUCCAGUGUCUUGAACAGAAGUGCCUCAGAGCGCUCGGGUCUGGAGGAGACCAAGGGCAUAACAGGGUUCCAGACCCUGGUCCACCUGGUGAAAGGCAACAUGGGCACAGGCAUCCUGGGCCUCCCCCUGGCCGUGAAGAACGCAGGCAUCCUGAUGGGGCCGCUCAGCCUGCUGGUGAUGGGGUUCGUCGCCUGCCACUGCAUGCACAUCCUGGUCAGGUGUGCCCGCCGCUUCUGCUGCAGGCUUAACAAGCCCUUCAUGGACUACGGGGAGACGGUGAUGCACGCGCUGGAAGCCAGCCCCAGCACCUGGCUCCGGAGCCACGCCGCCUGGGGGAGGCACAUCGUGGGCUUCUUCCUCAUCGUCACCCAGCUGGGGUUCUGCAGCGUGUACAUAGUGUUUCUGGCUGACAACCUGAAACAGGUCAUAGAAGCGGUUAAUGGCACCAGCAACAACUGCAGCAGCAACCAGACGGUGACCCCGAUGCCCACCAUGGACUCGCGGCUCUACAUGCUCACCUUCCUGCCCUUCCUGGCGCUGCUGGUCUUCAUCCGGAACCUCCGGGUCCUGACCAUCUUCUCCCUGCUGGCCAACCUGAGCAUGCUGGUCAGCCUGGUCAUCAUAGCCCAGUACAUCGCCCAGGGAAUUCCAGACCCCAGCCAGUUGCCGCUGGUGGCCAGCUGGAAGACCUACCCGCUCUUCUUCGGAACUGCCAUCUUUUCCUUCGAAAGCAUCGGCGUGGUUCUGCCUCUGGAAAACAAGAUGAAGGACGCCCGCCACUUCCCAGCCAUCCUGUCGUUGGGGAUGUCCAUCGUCACCACCCUGUACAUCGCCAUCGGGGCUCUGGGUUACCUGCGCUUUGGCGAUGACAUCAAAGCCAGCAUAACCCUUAACCUGCCCAACUGCUGGCUGUACCAGUCCGUGAAGCUGCUGUACAUCCUCGGCAUCCUGUGCACCUACGCCCUGCAGUUCUACGUCCCAGCCGAGAUCAUCAUCCCCUUCGCCAUCUCUCAGGUGUCCGAGCGCUGGGCACUGCCCGUGGACCUGUCCACCCGCCUCGCCAUGGUCUGCCUGACCUGCGUCCUGGCCGUGCUCAUCCCGCGCCUGGACCUGGUCCUCUCCCUGGUGGGCUCCAUGAGCAGCAGCGCCCUGGCCCUCAUCAUCCCGCCGCUCCUAGAGGUCACCACCUACUCCUCCCGGGGCCUCGGCCCGCUCACCCUCGCCAAGGACGCCAUCAUUAGCGUGCUGGGCUUCGUGGGCUUCGUGGUGGGGACCUACCAGGCCCUGGACGAGCUGAUUGAGUCGGGGGUCUCUCUCCCCGCUUCUAACUCCACCCUUUUUGUUCAGUGAGAAUGGACGCCCCUCGGCCACCCACCCCUGACCCGCCAUGGCAUGGGUCUUGUCUACACGCGCUGUCUUUAUGCAGCUGAUUUGCCUUUUCUCUGGGCACAGUAAAACAAGCAAAGACUCGCCAGCUACAAGGUCUAAAUGAUAAUUUUUUAAAAUUUU
Cavia porcellus (domestic guinea pig) is the source of this 2134-nucleotide messenger RNA. RefSeq names its product solute carrier family 36 member 2 (gene Slc36a2). The transcript is spliced from 10 exons. Lineage: Eukaryota; Metazoa; Chordata; Mammalia; Rodentia; Caviidae. Gene Ontology annotation, biological process: proline transmembrane transport; L-alanine transport; proton transmembrane transport. Gene Ontology annotation, molecular function: L-alanine transmembrane transporter activity; L-proline transmembrane transporter activity; amino acid:proton symporter activity. The coding region runs from base 245 to 1975 and encodes 576 amino acids. The record is from RefSeq and is a predicted model, not a curated record.